AUCAGGUAUGUAAGGUUAGUUGGGUCAAAGGUCAUAGUUGAAAUUGAACAUAGUUUGCCCGCCAAAUUUCUGAAGAGGUACAAGGAGUAAGUUCUUCGGUUUUGGUACUCGUACAUUGUUGAAUAUGAACGUAUCAAACAACGACCACACGGAUGAAGUUCUCCGAGGGCUUGACGAACUUCGGAGGCGGGGAGAGCUGACUGACGUGGUUCUGGAGGUGGAAGGGAGAAGUUUCCCCUGCCAUCGUGCUGUCCUGGCAGCGUGCAGUCCCUACUUCCGUGGCAUGUUCACCAGCGGCUACGCAGAGGCCAAACAGGAGAGGGUCAGCAUCCAGGAUGUGAGUGAGGUAGCCAUGGCAACCAUUCUGAACUACGCCUACACCGGCUUCUUUCACGCAGAGCCAGACCAGGUCCAGGCUGUGAUGUCUGCAGCCAAACUGCUACAGAUUGAAUUUGUAAGCCGUAAGGUAGCAAAGUACAUGAAGAACCAUCUGGACGUGUCCAACUGUGCAGAUGUGUUGAUGUAUGCAGACAUGCUGGGGGACCUUACCCUGAAGGAGGCCAGUGUGAGGUACAUCACAAACAGGUUCAACCAGGUGGCGCUACAACCAUCCUUUCUCCAAUUGCCACUUCCCCUGCUCCAGUCACUGCUCAACAUGGAUGAUUUGAUGGUCGACUCUGAAGAUGUCGUUGUGCAAGCCGCUCUAAGAUGGGUUGAUUUCAACCAAGAGGAGCGCAUGCAGCACCUUCCUGCUCUUUGCAAAUCAUUCCGCCAUUGUUUCAUCAGCUCCGACCAACUUGUGGAACUUGAGAGUAAGUGCCUGCCAACAGGCUGCAAGUUGGUGUACAGUGACAUCACAACCCAGCGUGUGUGGCAGACACGGACUGAAAUGCCCAUCAUCCUAGGAGAUUUCGCUUUCAUAUCUUCUAAGAAAAGAAAUGCUGUUUGCUGUGACCCAUUGAAAGGCAAGUUGUAUGAAAUGCGUAUGCCUGACCACCUUCAGUCAUACUCAGUGGCAGUGACUCCAACUGAUGACCUGUACAUGGCAGGGUAUAUUGACAGGGGGUCCAGGAAAAAAGGAAUGAAAAAGUUUCUUCAAUUCAAUCAUCAGGAGAAUACCUGGGAAUCCAGAUGUGACUUGACUACACCUCGAGACAGUUUCCCCUGCCAUCGCAACGUCCUGGCAUCCUGCAGUCCCUACUUCCGCGGAAUGUUCACCAGCGGCUAUGUGGAGGCAAAGCAGGAAAAGAUCACUAUCAAGGAAGUGAGCAAGGUAGCCAUGGCAACCAUUCUGGACUACGCCUACACCGGAAGCCUUAAGAUGGAGCCAGACCAGGUCCAGGAUGUGAUGUCUGCAGCUGGACUGCUCCAGGUUGAAUUUGUAGGUCGUCAAGCUGCAGAAUACAUGAAGAACCAUCUGGACGUGUCCAACUGUGCAGAUGUGUUGAUAUAUGCUGACAUGCUGGGGGACCUCAGCCUUCAAGAGACAAGUAUGAAUUUCAUCGCAUCGAGGUUCAACCAGGUGGCUCUACAACCAUCCUUUCUCCAGUUGCCACUGUCCCUUCUCCAGUCACUGCUCAACAGGGAAGACUUAAUGACCAGCUCAGAGGACAACAUUGUGCAAGCUGCUCUAAGAUGGGUUGAUUUCAACCAAGAAGAGCGUUUGCAGCACCUUCCUGCUCUUUGUAGAUGCUUUCGUGAUUCCGCCAUCAGCUCAGAACUACUUGCAGAGCUCGAGAGUAAGUGCCCGUCAACACACAGCAAGUUGGUUUACAGCAAAAGCACAAACCAGCGGCUGGGACAGGUGCAAAUUGAAAUGCAGAUUUUCCUCAGAGAAGGGUUCUUGAAACAUCAUUCCCAGUAUGCUGCUCCUUGCUAUGACCCAUCCACAGGUGAACUGUAUGCACUUCAUAUACCUGACAAGCUGAACAACUUCUCUUUGACAGCCACUCCCAAUGAUGAGCUGUACCUGGCAGGGGGCAUCAGCAGCAGGACUAGUCAGCCUAUCAAACAGAAGGCACUUUACCAGUAUAACUACCAGUUAAACACCUGGGAACCAAGGUGUGAUAUGGAGUCGCCUAGAGUUAGGUGUGGUCUUGUGUAUCUGAAGGGCUACAUCUAUGCCAUUGGUGGUGAUAAUGCCAAGGAAUCAGCAGAGAGGUACGACCCUAGCUGUGAUGAGUGGACCUCCAUACCAGCCAUCCCUCAGUCCAUGUCCUCAGAACUCUGUGCAGUGACUCUCGAUGACAGCAUCUAUGUUGUAAGUAAGGAAGGCUGCUACUGCUUCAGUACCACAGAGAACAAAUGGAACAAGAUAGCGGACAUGAUUAAACCACCACUGCGUCCUCAGGCCGUCACGUAUCAGGGAUGCAUCUACUGUAUGGAUUCUGACAAAGACUGGGGAGAUUCUGCACGGACUUGCAUAGAGAUGUACAACCCUGCAAAUGGCGAGUGGAAGCAGUCUGGGAAUGGCAAGUCUUUUGUCUUCGACACCGCAACCCUGGUGAAACACGGAGGGAGCCUGUACAUUUUCAUGGUGCAAAUUAUAGGUGCUCAUGACUGCUGGAUCGUAGUGGGACUGCCAAAGAAGUCCCUGACUUAUGUCAACCAGUAUCACCCAGAAACAGACUCUUGGCUGAACGUAACAGACAAGGACAGUCUGGUAUUGCCCUCAACCCUAAUGAAGUGGUUGGGAUCGGGUAAUACUGGGAACAGGACAGAUUGCCUAGUGGCAAGGAUGAUCCCACAGUGCCUGGGGAAGCGGACUUUAGUUGAGGACCUGGUAGCGGAGAUGUUUCCUGAUGAGGAAGAAGAGAGCAAUGAUUCCUCGGAUUCAUCUGGAAGCGGAAUCUCGGAUGACAGUGACAGUGAGGACGACCUCUCGUACCAAGAGGACAGUGAUGAGGACAAUUCUCAUGAAGAUGGGCAGAGUGGAAGUGAUGAAGAGGAUGUCUGAGAUCCCAGAACAUCAUGGAAGAUGUCUCUUUAAUUGACUGAGUCACCAAAGAUCUUGACACAGAGUAACAGAGAAGUUUUGGAAACACAGCGCAAAUAUGGCAAUUUGACUGCCAAUGAUGAUUUGACACAUCCCUUUUAUCAGAAAUGCUGGUGUAAAAUACUUGGCACUAAUUGUUUGAAAGGACACUGAAAAUUAGGAAAAUAUGAUUAUCUAUCUUAUGCCUUACAUUUUAACUUGUACAUUAAUUAACAGAUCUUUCUUAGGAGAGAAUCUUCUGAAUCAUGAUGUACAUGUAGCCAGGCAGGGUUGGUGUGUUAUACAAGAUACUUACAUGGAUAUUAUUUGUAUAUAAUUUGUUUCCCAUACAACAUAGCAAACAUUGUUUGUGGAUCAUAUCCUGGUUUAACAGGAACAUUUUAAACAGCAAAACCAGAAUCAGAUUAUAUUAUACCAUCUGCAAAGUGUUAAACCCCAGCAGCAGAAUAAUCAAACAAUGGAUAGUGAGUGAGUGAGUGACCAUGUAGUUUGCAGUCUUACAUGAAACAAUGUAAUCUAACUGGAUUGUUUGUUUGAUGGAAAUUUGAAUGGAAAGUUUCUACCCAAGAAGAACCCAGGGUCAUACGCAAUAUUCAAAUGUACACAUAGAAAGUAUGCUUUGAUUUAUAUAUCUGCCUCAUACAAUUUCUGUCAAGAUUCAGUAUUAUCAGAUUAGAGUACUAGUAGUUGCGUAUUUCAUCAACAGUUGAAAUAUGUAGAAAUCUUCGUACAUUUCCAUGAUUAAAGAGUCUUCCAAUGUCUUAA
Molecule: messenger RNA, 3760 nt
Organism: Branchiostoma floridae (Florida lancelet)
Lineage: Eukaryota; Metazoa; Chordata; Leptocardii; Amphioxiformes; Branchiostomatidae
Product: kelch repeat and BTB domain-containing protein 8-like
Exons: 8
Coding region: 125-2956 (943 amino acids)
Molecular function (GO): protein binding
Source: RefSeq, a predicted model, not a curated record